CGGAGUGUACAUUGCAAGGCCACAUGGAGCAAAGGAUAGUUUAUACAUGUGUGAUCUGAUUCAGCAGAACGAGCGAGAUAAACCGCCUACAUGCACUACAUACUGACAGAACACAGACACACACACAUACACACACACAUGCAGAGAUAUAGUGUAGACAGUUAGCUAGUCAUAUUCACAUCAGUUUGUAGUUGACUGUGGAGAGUGUGAGAGUGUGUGGAGUGUCAUUGUCUACCACCCUACCGAUCACACACACACACACACACACAAAGCUGGUCCAGCUGUUCCCCUGGGUUGCCAUUAGUAGUUAAUAGCAUCAGGGAUGAGAGUGUCAGAGAGAGAGGCUUUGGGGCGAGCAACAGUGGAAAACCUGCAGAAAUGAUGUCAGAGUGACCGCGUCCACCAAUUGGAGUGGAGAUUCCCGGUGAGAGGCUAUAAAACAGUGAAAGACAACACCAGGAACAAGCAAAGGGAGGGAAACUCUGAACGUGAGAAAUUCCAGGAACUCUGACUGUCCGUCCUGUCCUGCGCCGCCCGCCGCUGCCACUGCCGCUGCCACAGAGCUGAGGAGAAAGAUGCUGGGCUGUAGUUGUGUGCUGCUUUCCUGUCUACUGACAGUGACGCUGUUCCACUGCAGUGCUGAAAGCCUCCGCCUGACCCAAGAAAACCCAGAGUAUGUGGCACCUGCUCAAACGGAGAACCACGGUAGUCAGCAUGGUGGUCCAGUUGUGCAGAAGGCUUCAGGGUCAGUCAACGCUAAGCUGCUCCUCCUGGACCAGCUGCUCCGCCUGGAGAAUGACGUCAUCGAGACCAAGAGAAAGAGGAGCUUCUCCGGCUCCAGCGCACCACUGGACCGCCUGUCCAUCAGCACCAUGGACCCCAAGAGCAACAAGCAGAGGAAGGUGGUUGAGUUGCCAAGGCGAAGGGUGACCAUUCCCAUUGAUCGAAUUGGGGUCGGCCGUCUUCCUAAUAGUAGGGGAUAGACCCCACCUUAGACCACACCCUCAUAUAUAGGGGGCACUCCGCAGGUAGAGGAUGCAUGAACAGCACUUAAGUUACAACUUACACUUAAUCAUCACACCACUGUCCAUAAUCACAAUAUUACUGUCAUGUCAUUAUAGCUGUACAACCUUCAACCUUCUCUACACUUCUCUGCAUUUCAGCUCCCAUAUUUUCAGCUCCCAUUCUGAAGCAAAACUUUAUUCAGCAUCUUACAGUAGGUAACAUAAUCCUCCAGGACGUACUGUCAGCUUCUUAGCUGAGACAUAUUAUAUCCAGUCUAUAGCCCUGCAGAGUAGUGCAGUGAUUCAGAAAACACUUUAAAAAUAAAGAUGCUACAAAGGAUUCCUUGAGUGUCAUAGAUUAUAUAGAGAUGGGUGGAUGGGUGGUUGAACAGAUAGAUAGAUAGAUAGAUAGAUAGAUAGAUAGAUAGAUAGAUAGAUAGAUAGAUAGAUAGAUAGAUAGAUAGAUAGAUAGAUAGAUAGAUAGAUAGAUAGAUAGAUAGAUAGAUAGAUAGACAAACAAUCUCCCAAUUUAUUUUCCAAUUUAGCCUCAAACUGUCAGACAAUUAAACUGAUAAACAUUACACUGACCCUUUUUUUGCCCACAAUAAAGCUGUUAAUCUUGCUGUUUAGCAGAGCAUGUAGCCAAAAAUGGGAGCAAACCAUUGACUAGCCAUUCAUGUAACUUGCCUUUAUCAGCUCUUUUCUACUUCUCAUUGAAAACACUCUUUAGGUCCUUACCUUCUUUUGCGAAGGCUUGCUGAUAUCUGCCACUCACUUUACACCAGCAAUUUACCACCAGCGAUCCUCUAGAGAAAGAAAAUAAUCUACUGGAGAAUGUGCUCAGGGUUUAUCAAACACUAGAGGGUGCUCUCACCUAAGUCCAAAUAAAUGGGUUCAUUGUAGCAACUGAGCAAAAUAAGAGUUUAUAAAUGUUUAAACAUUUUAAUACUGAAAGAUUUACUCAUUGUCUCAACACAGAACAAUAUAAAUAUGUUUCAGUAAUGCAGACCGUUUUUAAAGCUGUACUUUAGCAUCAGCUCACCAACCAGUCUGCACUCAGUAGCAAUAAUGCUAACGUCUCUACUGCCUAAAUCCCAUUUGCUGUAGUAAAAUGAAAAUAUAGAGUUAAGUUUUCUUAGCUUUUUUAAUGAGAUGUUUAUAUAUAUGUUAUAUAAUUUUAUUUCAGAUUUUUUCCCAUUUUCUCCCAAUUUGGAUAUCCAAUUGUCCCACCCCUUUGUGCGUCCCCAUCACCAGUGGCACUUGCGACCCUUGGAGGAUGCAGACGAGCACACGCCUCCUCCGACACGUGUGAAGUCAAUCACCCCUUUUUUCGAGCUGCUGCGGAUGAAUCAUUGCCUGAGCAGCUAGCGCGCUCGGAGGAAAGCACAGCGGCCAGGUUCCGAUUCAUCCGCUCACAGACGCCUCGUGCCGCUCAGCGCCACCUUAAGUGUGAUGGGGAGAGAGCGCCAUCUACCCACCCCAGAGAGAGCAGAGCCAAUUUUGCUCCCUCUGAGCGCCGGCAGCUGAUGGCAAAGCUGCAUGAGCAGGGGUUCGAACCUGCGACCUCCAGCUCAUAGUGGCAGCGCUUUAGACCGCUGGACCACUCGGCGCCCCUAAUAAGAUGUUUUAAAAAAAUAAAUAAAAAAUAUCUAAAACAAGUAGAUAAACACUAUUUUAACUCUGGUGCUGUACUGGUACUGUAUCCGUCCAUAUAGGAGUGUAGCCUUAGCUCUCCAGGUUUAGCUUUAACUAUAAAUUGCCACGUUUAGCCUUACCUUUAUCACUUUAUUACUUUAUCAGGUUGCUCAGGCUUGAAGAGAGGGCUGAUCCAUGUUAGCACUUUGAUUGGCCAGGGGUAUGAUGAUGUAUUAUGAAUUCAAAAUGUUCUUCUGUGACAUCACUAUAAGAACACUUUGUAGCAUCUUAAUUUGUGAGAGUGUACCUGAACAGUAGUCUCAGUAUGUCCACUAUACAGCACUCUCACACAGUGCCUUCACAAAAUGUCAUAUUAGCUUUCUAUCAUAUGCUUUAAAUACCAAACUGUACUUUAGUCAUAAUGCCACUGCUGCAGUUCUACUUUUCUCAUUUUACCACACACACACACACACACACACACACACACACACACACACACACAUAUAUAUUGUAUACUGAUCUGACUGAAGGCAGAUCACUAAUCCUGCCUUAACAUUAAACUGGAUGAAACAUG
Messenger RNA from Astyanax mexicanus (Mexican tetra), 3213 nucleotides. It is a transcript of the gene ostn, whose product is annotated as osteocrin. Gene Ontology annotation, biological process: hormone-mediated signaling pathway. The transcript has 5 exons. Bases 576 to 983 code for a protein of 135 amino acids. Gene Ontology annotation, molecular function: signaling receptor binding. The record is from RefSeq and is a predicted model, not a curated record. Lineage: Eukaryota; Metazoa; Chordata; Actinopteri; Characiformes; Acestrorhamphidae.